UUCGGCAGUUUACUUUCGAAAUAUCCCUCUUUGACAGUGGUAGAAAUAGUAACCUCUCACAGUUUCCAAACACAUUUAUGUGAGCUCGGAGGAUACAUCAUACUUUGAGCAUUUUCCAUGGGACUAACACAAUGGACUGGAUAAUCACUACUACAGUAUUCUUGUCAGUGUUAAAAACUGGCCUUUUUUUCAAUAUCGAUCUUGUGGCUUGGAAGUUAUGGACUGACAGUGCUGCCGGUUUUGGCUACCAGGUGGUGCAAAGACAAUCAGACGUGCUUACCAGUGCUCCCCUUGAACAGUAUUCACAAAAUGGAAGGGGGCAAAUAUAUAAAUGCUUUGGUGAUUCCUGCCAAAAUUUGAAAAUUCAAGUGCCAGAUUUUGCAGUCAACAUGUCCCUUGGUUUGACAAUGACAAGUGACCCCGCCACACAAAACACCCUGGCAUGUGGCCCAACCAUCCCAAAGGAUUGCAAAAGUAUCACCAUGUACAGAGGUGUAUGCUUUCAGAUAGACCGUUCUGAUAUUGUUCAAAGCCCUGUGCCUUCGUCUCUUGAAGAGUGCCAAGCCUUAGCAGAUAUUGUAUUUCUGCUGGACGGUUCAGGCAGCGUAUCAACUGUUGAAUUUCAAAAAAUGAAGAAUUUCGUGAAAAAUCUGGUCGGCUCAUUCAAGGGAACUAGCACACAGUUUGCUGUUGCCCAGUUCUCUACGCAAACCAAAAUCCACUAUUACUUUGAUAACUUUUUAACAUCUGGAUCAUGGGAGACUAAAAUUGAUCAAAUAAAGAAAAUGGGAGGAUCUACUUAUACAGCAGCUGCCAUUACAACUAUGGUCAACAAUGUUUUCAAUCCAGCAAGAGGUUCCAGAUCAAAUGUGAAGAAGAUCUUGAUAGUCAUUACCGAUGGAGCGUCUAAUGACAAACAUCAGUUGAACAGGGCAGCACGCUUGGCUAAUGAUUUCAAUAUUGUUCGAUUCGCUAUUGGGGUGGGGAGGGCAUUUAUUGAUGACAGUGCAAAAGCGGAACUGAUUACCAUUGCCUCUUCUCCCUCGACAAACCAUAUGUUUCAAGUGGAGAACUUUGACGCACUUGAAAUAAUAGGGCAGAGUUUGCGGGACAAAAUCUUCUCUAUUGAAGGAUCUCAGUCCAGUGGAGAGUCACUGAAAAUGGAAAUGGCUCAAGAGGGAUUCAGUGCUGCUUAUGCUCCUGGGGGAAUCAGGCUGGCUAUUGUUGGUGCCAACACGUGGAAAGGAGGCUACCGGCAAUACACAAUCAGAGGCGAGAGGGCGUACUUAUUUGAGCCUCUGAAUGUGAACAAUGACAGUUAUCUGGGUUACUCCAUGGCAAUUGCUAAAACACCACAAGGCACAUUGACAAUUGUUGGCGCUCCAAGAUAUGAACACAGAGGAGCUGUGAUGGUGGUUGACACAAAGCACAUCUUGAAACAAAAGAUCGAUCCCUUUCCAUGGCAGUUUCAGACUGGUGAAUAUUUUGGGGCAACGGUUUGUGCCAUGGAUGUGAAUGAUGACAGCUUCACUGACCUAAUCCUUAUAUCUGCCCCUAUGUACAAGGAAAAUGAUAGAGAGGGAAGAGUUUACGUUUGCAGAUUAACUGGUUUGCUUGUCGAGUGUCAGUUAGAUUCUCCACUCGUACUGAGAGGGGAAGUGUCUGACAAAGGAAGGUUUGGCUCUUGUCUUGCUGUGCUGCCGGAUCUUAACACAGAUGCUCUCAGUGAUUUGGCAGUUGGAGCACCUUUGGAGAAUGACGGUCAUGGCAGCAUCUACAUAUUCCAUGGCGAAAGACAGGGGAAAAUCAGUCCUACUUACUCACAGAGAAUUGCUGGCUCUGAAGUCCAUUCAGGACUUAAGUUCUUCGGUAUAUCGAUCAGCCAGUUGUCUUUUGACCGGAAUCGGGACAAUCUGCCUGACAUAGCGGUGGGUUCAAAGGGCGCAGUUGUCAUUCUCAGAUCAAGACCUAUAGUAAUGGUAGGAGCUACGGUGUCAUUCAACCCAAACCAAAUCCAUACUCAAAACUCAAACUGCUUAACACCACUGAAGAACACAGCGGAAAUCUGCUUUACCAUGACCAGACAAUCUACACUAGACACAGCUCGAGCAAGGAUUAAUUAUACUUUAACACUGGAUGCCAAUCGCAAAGCCCCAAACAACAGAGCUUACAUCAGUGAUACACAACGUGAGAAGAACGGAUCAAUUACUAUUACCUUAGGACAGCGACAAUGCGUCAAAGUGAGGUUCUUUAUUGAGGCUUGUCCAGAAGAUGCUCUCAAUGCACUUCUCAAUGAGCUCAGAUUCACCUUUGACGGUCUGCCCUCUAAUACAAAUCUCAAACCAAGUCUCGCCCAGCAGGCUCUAACAACAACCUUUCAUCGUUUAGGGUUUGAGAUCAACUGCGGCACUGACGAGAAAUGUGUAGAUAACCUGAAAGUGGAUUUCAACUUCAACAGAUCCUCAGAGAUUAGAGUGGGCAUUGAUGAACUGUUGGAUGUAAUAGUAUCAGCCGAGAACAGCGAGGAAAACGCCUACAACAGCCACGUUAUUCUCACGUACCCAGUCGGGCUCUCCUACAGGAAGUUAACAAGUCUGCAGGGAAGAAUUGAGUGCAACUCCUUGGACAGUGAAGAUGGCUUAUCAAGAGGAAAGACAGACUGCACUAUUGACAAGCCUAUUUUCAAGAGCAUGUCUAAGGCUUUAUUCAUCGUCUCCUAUGGGAUCGAAACCAACAGUCAACUUGAGGGCAGGAUUUUUGUCACUGCAAAUGCUACCAGUGGGAAUCAGGAGCACUCCAAUUCAAGUGAACUUUACAAAAUGAAAGGACUUAAUGUGAAGUACAGCAUUUUUAUUACAAUUGAAAGUUCCCUCAGCUACAACAAUUUCACCUUUGGAAAGAAUAAUUUGCAGAAACCAGUCCAACAAUCAAUCACGGUUACAAAUGACAUCAGAGCGCUGAAUUUCACUGUGGUGAUCAGGAUGCCGGUAAAGCUCGGUGAUGAAGACAUCUGGGUGGAUUUGAGCAGUUUGCAGAUUCCAGACUGCCAAAGAGACAAAGAUGAAAAGCCUAAUUUCACAGAUUUUGCUGCUCGGAUACAGAAAAAUAAAGUAGUGGACUGCUCUGUAGCCAAGUGCCGAGUGUUCAAGUGCAACAGGUUCAUGGGAAGACUGGAGAAUAAAAUUUACAAAAUCUCUGCCAACCUUAGUUCAAGAUGGAUAAAGCAGAUUGGACUUCAAUCUGCCAAAUUCCUCUUGACCAGUACGGCCAGUCUGGAAUACGACAGAAACCAGUACAUCUUCUUUUCAACAGGAUUUAAUAACAAACCUCCUAUUCGCAAGAUUGUGGCAGAGGUAGAAGUGUAUCCAGAACCAGACUUCACCAAAGAGAUCGUUGGAGGAUCGCUAGGAGGGUUGGCUCUACUGGCUUUACUCACCGCUGGCCUGUAUAAGGCUGGAUUUUUCAAGAGUAAAUACAACGAGAUGAUUAAUGAUGGUGCAGGAGAAGGAGCAGGUCCAGGGGAUGAUGGAGGUGCAACCACACAAGAAAAUCAAACAUAAAAUCAGUUCAUAUCUAACUGACACCGGCUGUGCUGAUUGUAAAAAAGAGCUUGGCUGUGUCUGAAAUCACUCCCUCACUCCCUCAUUCACUCAUUCACCAUUUUCUUUAGAACACAAGCACCCAGUGACGAGGGAUCAAAGGUAGACAAAACGUUUGGGAACCGAGUUCAAACAAAAUGGUGGAGGGUAAAUGUAGUGCACUAUAUGGGGAAUGAUUUCGAACUCAGCCCAAGUGAUCCAGCAUUUGCUGUAAUGUGACAGGGGCUUUAGAAAGGCUUUACAAAUUGACAUUUUGAACUAAACAGCGUAUUGUUCUUCUACUAUGAAACAUUUCUGCAUUCAAAUUUCAGCAAACUAUUUGUGUUUGCACAUUUUGUUUUAGUCAAGUGAAAAAAAAUCAGCUGAAUUCCGAUUUUCAUUACAUAAUUCUCUGCUAAAAUAUAUUGUGUAUAUAUAUAUAUAUAUAUAUAUAUAUAUACACACACACACACACAUACACACACACACACACACACACACACAUAUAUAUACACGGUAUGCUUAGGAGUUGCUUACUUGCUAAAAAUGAUUGUAUUUGAUGGAACUAUUGUUGACAGUCUGAAUUGCUUUGUUUAGGAAUAAAUAAUAAAAUAUUCAAUAUUGAUCUAAGAAUGCCCAAUUUAUGUAAAAAGACAUAAAUUGUUGCUUCAUCAAUAUUUAUUAUAUAUGUGAUUGAUA
Messenger RNA from Xiphias gladius (swordfish), 4277 nucleotides. Its product is annotated as integrin alpha-D-like. NCBI's taxonomy places the organism in Eukaryota, Metazoa, Chordata, Actinopteri, Istiophoriformes, Xiphiidae. The record is from RefSeq and is a predicted model, not a curated record. The transcript is spliced from 30 exons. Gene Ontology annotation, cellular component: external side of plasma membrane; integrin complex. Bases 132 to 3560 code for a protein of 1142 amino acids. Gene Ontology annotation, biological process: cell-matrix adhesion; integrin-mediated signaling pathway; cell adhesion mediated by integrin. Gene Ontology annotation, molecular function: integrin binding.